AUGGCAGUUGAAUUUGGGGACCAUGCCAGUGGUUUCCACCAUACUGAAGUCAUCAGAUUCAUUAACAACGAAAUCACUAUGAAUGGAGGCGGCUCUGAAUUCUAUGUGAACUAUCGCUCUCGACCCUGGAAUGAGAUAGAAGAUCAGCUUCAAGUCAUCCUCGUAGACCCCAAAGUGCCACACUCCCUCAAGAGAGCUUGUACCUGGAGUGCAUUGGCCUUGAGUGUGCGAGUGGCAGCAAGGCAGCGUGAACAGCAGGCAUGUAAGGUUGGGCGACUGCAAGAUCAGCUGGGAGAAUAUGAGACAGUUUCUUGCACUCUAGCCUCUGAACUACAGCAGUUGCAUAACGAGAGAGACCAGGCAGCAGCUCAGUUGCAGAUAACACAGACUGCCCUACAAGAGGCAGUGGAUGAGUGUGAAGUGCUUCGUGGGAGGCUGCUCCAGGCAGAGAGGUCAGCAAUGUAUAAUACAUUGCCAUGGGGCAUUGCAUGUGAACCUGGAGUCGAAGAGUAUUGGACAGCACCAUGGUCACUGAAUGAACAGGAGCAAGCAAACGUGGCGUCCUGGAGGGGCCAGAACAUUCCCCUUUUGGAGGCCCACGUGCCAUUCCCAAUAAGUUUGCUUUGUGUCCCAGAAUCUCCAGUUCCUUGGGUCCAGGCAGUGUAUCCACUGUCAGUCAAUCUGCCGUUCUUUAUAGGAGUCCCGCAUUCAAUAUUUGUACCAUGCCCAUUAGUAAUAGAAUCAGGGGCAACAGCAGCAACUGUGAACACAGCUGUAUCCCAGAUUGUUACUGCGGGAAUCUACUCAACUGAUUUGUGGGCCCAGGAAGAAAUGGCUCCCAUGUGGGAACAAAUCAGUCAAAGGCAGAAUGAAUGCCACGAGAUCUUCCAGGGAAGAUUUUACAUGGAAGACAGCAGACUCCACUGUCAAGAAGAUACAGAGAAGCCCCAGGACACAACUCCUUCUGGAGACAACAGUAACCACAACCACACAGAAAAUCAGAUCAUACCACAGGGGAUGGCUCCCACUUCGAAGAAAGAACCAGCGAAAGAAACAGCUGUCCUAGAAUUGAACAUUAGCCAUAGCAUAAAGGAAGAUUCAUUAAUGCCACCAGAGACUGCUGCCCAGGGGAACACUCCCAGGAACAGCCAGAAGAAAUAUCCAGGGAUUCUCAUGCACUCGGUUCACCUGGGAGAUGACACCAGCAACAACACAAAGGAAGAUUCUGUGACAUGCCAGCAGACAGCUGCCCAGGGGAACACUCCCAGGAACAGCCAGAAGAAAUAUCCAGGGAUUCCCUGGAGAAUAUCUCUCCAAGGAAAUAGUAUCAACUAUAACCAGAAAGAAGAUCCAAACAUGCCCCAGGAGAGAGGUGUCCUGGGAGAUAGCAACAGACAUUAUCUGAAAGAGGAGGCAGUAAUAUUCCAGCAGAAGACACCCCUGGGGAAUGGUGGGAACCAUAACCAGAGGAAAGCUCAAGAGAUGCCCCAGGGCAUGACUGCUUUGAGGGCUGGGAGGAGCCAGAGCCAGAAGGAAGUGCCAAAUAGACAUCAAACAAGCCCCCUGGGAAAAACUAAGAGACCUUAUGUCAGUAAAUACCCAAAGAAACAGCUGUCUCCCAAGCAGAAGACCAAACAAAUGUCAAGGUCAAAGGUUGCAGAACCCAAGCCUCAGAAGAAGCCUGACUUAAAUCUUACUCCAAUGAAUUGGGUAUGCCCAUUAUGUAAAGAUCUGAAUCGCCCACAGAGCAAAGCAUGCUAUAAAUGUGGGAAAGUCUGUGCUCUAAAUGAAAGUCAAGAUACUGAUCCAAGACAAAUCCACUGA
Molecule: messenger RNA, 1824 nt
Organism: Nannospalax galili (Upper Galilee mountains blind mole rat)
Lineage: Eukaryota; Metazoa; Chordata; Mammalia; Rodentia; Spalacidae
Product: testis-expressed protein 13C-1
Exons: 1
Coding region: 1-1824 (607 amino acids)
Source: RefSeq, a predicted model, not a curated record